AUGCCUAUUACCAACGACAUGGAAUCCCAUUCACACCGACGACGACGGAAAUCCACCCAGCCUUCCGCGAUGUGCCUCCACCCAUACCCAACCUGUCAAUUAUACCUGACAUUUCCUCCGCCACCUCUCAAGCCCGUACCGACUACACCGAAAUCACCACCUCGAGCUACCAGGGGAGUGGUCAUUGACGGCACUGCCGCCUCCGCCUCCUCGUCAACCUUUCUCGACGGGCGCAAGUUUUCCGGAGGGGCUGCUUCGGCCUCGCCGCCCAUUGCCAUGUCUGCCACGAUGCGCGACAUAUCGCGCGACCUGAAGAGCAUCAACAUGCCGGCAGAGCGGGAGCGGCGACGAUCCUCGGGACCCCGAUUCUACAGCAACUUGAGAGACGUCCGCAAGGUCCCACACAUCCCACAGAUGACGGGGUCACCUCGCGGCCGCCGGUCUCCACGAUCUCCACUGCGAGCCGACGCGGGCAUUUCCAAGGGUCAUUCUCCUCGCACGAUACGGGCCCGGUACCCCCCUCCUAGAUCCAGCUCGUAUACUGAAGCUGCGCGCCAGAGUCGUUUACAGCACCAGGCCGAGAUCCGACGCAGGCGCGAGCUGUAUGAGGAGUGCGAGAAAUUACUUGACUCGGGCAGAUACACGCACGCACAGCUCAUGCGGCAUCGUCUGAUCAUGCAAUUGGCCGACGAGGAGCGGGAGCUGAUGUUCUUCCAGCACGAGCAGCGAAUAAGGAGGACGGAAUGUCGGUGUGCUGCGCCGCGGAGGGGAGAGAAGAAAAGCCGCUGUACCGUAAUGUAG
Messenger RNA from Rhinocladiella mackenziei CBS 650.93, 801 nucleotides. RefSeq lists its product as uncharacterized. The transcript has a single exon. The record is from RefSeq and is a predicted model, not a curated record. Lineage: Eukaryota; Fungi; Ascomycota; Eurotiomycetes; Chaetothyriales; Herpotrichiellaceae. The coding region runs from base 1 to 801 and encodes 266 amino acids.